AUGACGGAUCAGCUGGAGAAAUGGGAUACAAUAGGCAAUAAUCUCUGGCUUCGGUCGGAUAUCGGCCAAUAUGACAUGUCCCCGUUGCCCAGCGUUUUCAGAAAAGGAUUGAUCGCAAUAAUCCUCAUCGCUAGUCUUUCAGUACUUACGACAUUCGCACUUUUAAUUUUCGUCGCGUACCGGUUGAUCUUCUCGCGUUCACACUCCUCACGAUACGUCGGCUACAAUCAGUAUAUCAUUCUAAUCUACCAACUCAUUCUUGCGGACUUACAACACUCAUUGGGCUAUUUGAUCUCGGUGAAAUGGUUAGUGGAGGACAAAAUAACCGCGGACUCUUGGACGUGUUUUGUUCAAGGGAUGUGGUUGCAGCUUGCAAACCCUGGCAGUGGUCUGUUUGUGCUGGCAAUUGCCAUCCACACGUGUCUGGCGGUUACGAUGAACCGAAAAUUGAGCUAUAGAGCAUUUGUUGCUUUUAUAAUUAGCAUCUGGGUCUUCUUGGUGGCUCUGGUGAUCAUCCCAAUCGCGAUGCACGGAAGAGAGGCUAUCGUCCCAUCGGGUCCCUGGUGCUGGAUCAAUUCGAAAUACGAACCACUUCGUCUCUACACUCAUUAUCUCUGGAUCUUCGUUGCCGAGUUCGGCUCUGCAUCCCUGUAUGCAAUCGUGGCGUUCCAACUACGCCAAAUAAUCACACAGUCUGCAAUUCUCGAGAACAGACGCACCGAGACGGGUCGCAUGGCGAUGAUGCAAGGGAUCACGCCAAGUCCCGCUUAUUUCUGCGCCGCCGCAGCUAUAAUAACGUCCUCCGGGGUCGUCGACGUCACCAUCUACACGCUCACUCGCCGGAACCUGAUCACUAACUCCGAGCCGGGCUACGACCAUAGUCGUGACCGUUUCGGCAUCAGUACAUCGCGCAAGCACGCGCAUCACCUUGCAACCAUCACCGCAGAGCCUAAAACCAAUCGUGCGGGUAUCAGCAGACUCAGGAGCCGAAGUCAUAAAGUCACCCAGGCCGGUGGCAGCUCAACUGACAAUAUCGCGCACGAUGUGAGCGAGGAUUCGCCAGGCUUGGCCCAAACGUAUAAGCUUACGACAUUCGAGGUUACGAGUGAACGGGUACAUCUAUCCCAAGCUGAAGCGAGUAGGCGCAUGAGCAGGGAUUCAGAACGAAGUACCCCAGCUAUGCCACCUACGGCUAAGUUGUGGGGAUGGUGA
This is a messenger RNA of Penicillium canescens, 1212 nucleotides long. RefSeq lists its product as uncharacterized. NCBI's taxonomy places the organism in Eukaryota, Fungi, Ascomycota, Eurotiomycetes, Eurotiales, Aspergillaceae. The transcript has 3 exons. The coding region runs from base 1 to 1212 and encodes 403 amino acids. Gene Ontology annotation, cellular component: plasma membrane. The record is from RefSeq and is a predicted model, not a curated record. Gene Ontology annotation, biological process: adenylate cyclase-activating G protein-coupled receptor signaling pathway. Gene Ontology annotation, molecular function: G protein-coupled receptor activity.